CGAGUAGCAUUUGAAAAGUUGUAGUAGUAGGUCGGAGCUCGGAUGCGGGUCUGGUCGGGUCCAGCCCAACCUAGCUAUCACAUUGGGAUUGGGUGAGUGGGUCGAGUCCGGCGAUUAUCACCGUGAUCUGAUGGGCGUGAAACCGAAGAAAACCCGUCGAGCGUGGAAAAGUGAGAGGAAAGUUGCGCCGGCGCAAGGGAAAUCCUUUAAAUGUGUGUUUAACCACAAAAGCGACGUGAGUUUAACCAACAUAAUCGACGGUUGGGCGCCCGGAAAAGCCACCACCCGCCUCCUCAUCGUUCUCCGAAAGAGUUGUGAUCCGUCGGCGUGACCUGUGUGACACUUUCAUUUGCCGGGUUAACGCCCCCUCGAAAUCCGGCCAGUAUCGAAACCGAAAAUUUAACGCUUGCUUAGCGCGUGAGAUCGCCAGAUGCCCGGGGCUCGGUCAUCAUCGAUGAAAACCACAUGGGCCGAACGAACGCCCCUCAUAAUGAGCGCAACGGAUCCGAGCAUCGAUCGAUUCUGGAUUCUGGAUUCUGGACAUAGUCAAAAUGGAUUUUCAAUCGCUGGCGGAUCGUGCAUGGGAAUCUGGCUGUGGACCGCUGUAUUUUGUGUGUACUUUUUUGCGGUCGCUGGCAGCCGACAGCCAACCAACCACAACAACAGCGACCACAACAACACCAAUCGAGCAACAGUUGCGGCCGCCCCAGCAACAACAACAAGGGCAUUCCGGCAUGGCCUCUGCCUCGGCCUGCGCCCCACCAACCCACCCUUCUCCUACUUUCGGCGCCUGUUGUUGCUGCUGCUGUAGUGAGAGGCGGAGCAACGCAGCACCAUGCGGAGGCAGUAGGUGCGAUAAGGAAGGCAUUAGGA
Drosophila santomea is the source of this 873-nucleotide messenger RNA. RefSeq lists its product as uncharacterized. The transcript has 2 exons. The record is from RefSeq and is a predicted model, not a curated record. Bases 431 to 811 code for a protein of 126 amino acids. NCBI's taxonomy places the organism in Eukaryota, Metazoa, Arthropoda, Insecta, Diptera, Drosophilidae.